CAGAAACGGACGUCCGGGGGUCUCGUGGACACACACAUGUUCGAGCAAAAGUAGUGUGUUUACAUGUGCAAUGAUUAACAUUCGUGUAAUAACUUAUUUCGUGUAGGUAUUAGCGGUACAAGGUUUUGUCUUGUCCAACUUAUCAUACUGUUUGCCAGUGACACUGUCAAAGAUAACGAAGCAUGGCCUUUGAAGUUAAGAUUGUCGCUGGAAGUUAUGAGCAAAUUUCGUUUGGUUACCGUGUCUGCAGAGAUGGAGAGGACUGGACGUCAAAACCAGACUUUACUCACCACGCACACACAGCCUGUUUGUCAGCUGUGGCAUCCAAUCAGAGGUACAUUGCCACGGGCAGCAAGGACGAGACCAUUCAAUUGUAUGACAUGAAAAAGAAAAUCGAACAAGGAGCCUUAUUGCACCAUGAUGGGACCAUCUCUUGUCUGGAAUUCUAUGGCACGUCUCAUUUGCUAAGUGGAGGCGAGGAUGGGCUGAUGUGUGUGUGGAGGACGAAGAAGUGGGAGUGUCUGAAAACAAUCAAAGCACACAAGGGUCACUUAUCCUCAUUGUCCGUCCAUCCAUCAGGAAAGCUUGCCCUGACUGUUGGCACAGAUAAAACACUGAGAACAUGGAAUCUAACAGAUGGAAGAUCAGCAUUUAUAAAGAACCUCAAGCAGAGUGCGGACAUUGUUAAGUGGUCUCCCGAGGGAGAUAAGUAUGUGGUGGUGUCCAAUGACAAGAUUGAUGUGUAUAACCUGGAGACUGCCACAGUGACUGCAACCAUCACCAACCCAAAGAGAAUCUCAUCCGUCAAGUUUAUACAGAAUACCUGUCUGGGUGUGGCUGGUGAUGACGAGACCAUCCGGCUGUUUGAUCUGUCCUCAGAGAAGUGUGUUUGCGAGUUCAAGGCCCACGGCAACAGAGUGAAGUCUCUUGAGGGUUUCACGGUGGAUGACUUCUACGUUGUUGUCACUGCAUCAAAUGAUGGAUUCAUCAAACUCUGGAAGCUGCAAAUGGAAAAGAAUCCUGAGCCCCCCAAACUUCUGCUGGAGGUUAACACAGCGGCACGGCUGACAUGCCUGACUGUGUUCAAGGCAGCCGAAGACAGCGAACCAACAGAAGAGACCCCUCAGCCAGCCUCUUCUAGCCAACAAGUAAUUGAAGACCUGCCGCUCCCCUCCAAGAAUAAGAGAGUCAGGAUUGUUACAGAAGAAGUUGUUCUAGAAGAGUGCAGUCCCAAAAAAGUUAAAAAGGCUGUUAACAAGAAAAAGCACCAAUAAAUCUUUUACACAAAGCCAUG
Engraulis encrasicolus (European anchovy) is the source of this 1294-nucleotide messenger RNA. It is a transcript of the gene pak1ip1, whose product is annotated as PAK1 interacting protein 1. Lineage: Eukaryota; Metazoa; Chordata; Actinopteri; Clupeiformes; Engraulidae. Gene Ontology annotation, molecular function: protein binding. The record is from RefSeq and is a predicted model, not a curated record. The transcript has 10 exons. The coding region runs from base 183 to 1274 and encodes 363 amino acids.